Molecule: messenger RNA, 1317 nt
Organism: Pistacia vera
Lineage: Eukaryota; Viridiplantae; Streptophyta; Magnoliopsida; Sapindales; Anacardiaceae
Product: RING-H2 finger protein ATL17-like
Exons: 1
Coding region: 324-1211 (295 amino acids)
Biological process (GO): protein ubiquitination
Source: RefSeq, a predicted model, not a curated record
UUUUUCUAAUCCUUCCAAAUCAAUGUUAGGUACUUCCAUAUCCUCCUCAUCAAUUUAAAUAUUAUGAAAUCGGAUACCUGACAAUUGUCACAAGUUGAGCCACAUGCCCAAAUCCUUUACGGCUUUUAGGGUAAAUCCUGACGCGUGGACACUGCCACUCCCUCUUCAGUCGAUCUCUUCACCUUUCUCUAUCUCUGUUCAACAACAGAAACCCCCUUCAUUCCAAUUUUAACUACUUGUUAUUUCUUUCCAGUUUCCAGGACAGUUGAAGUUGAUUAUAAAAAGCUACCAUCCAUUGUUAUAAAUCCUGUAGAUGAUGAGCCAUGGAUGGUGUAGGGUCUCCACCGGAACUUUCUUUAGCUUCAGGAUCAUAUUUUACUCCACUUUUGAUAGCUAUGGCGGGUAUAGCAGCCACAGCUCUAGCAAUAGUUGUAUACCAUUUUUUCAUUGUUAGAUAUUGCUUGGGAUGGCGAUUGAGGUCCUCCCCUGAUUCAGCUGUCUCGAACCCACUUCCCGAUCAGCAAUUCCCUUUCGGGGUCGAAGAGAAAGUCCUCAUUUCGAUUCCAAUUCUCUCUUACUCAUCAACAAAGGACGACGGCAACGUUAUCACGUUUCGUGUCGAUCAAACCGAGUGUGUUAUUUGCCUCGGAGAAUUGCAGGAUGGAGACAUGGUUCGUUUGUUGCCUAAUUGCAGACACUCGUUUCAUGUUUCGUGCAUUGAUAACUGGUUCCAGCGACACUCCAGCUGCCCCCUUUGCCGGUCACUAAUGGUUGAACCCUGCAGUAACGACGUAGCUUUGUCUUUGAGUGAUGAGAGAAACGAAGUCGUUUCUCAAAAUUUAUCCGAUGAAGGGGGUGAUGAAAGUCCUUCAAGUUCAGGAAUUGAUGAAUCAUCAAGUGUUUUGCCUAGACAUAGCGUGUCAACUGUGUUGCCCGUGGAAGGGAAACGGCAGCGUCUAGUUGCGGGAGGUUUGAAGAGGUCGUUAUCUAUGGAUCAAUGUUAUGUUCUUCUUAACAUACAAAGAGAGAAUAGGAAAGAAGAAGAAUUAUCAUCAUCGUCAUCUUCUUCUUCAUUAAGAAAUGUUAUAAUGGAAAGUAGAUCGUUUAAGGCACGAUCUAUGAAGCAAUUAGAUCGAAUGUCUUCAAGAUUUGUGAGGUCUCUCUCACAACUAAGGAUAGGCAGGAGUAGUUGUGAAAGUAUUCUUCCUUAAUAAGAUUGUUGUUAUCAAUUGAUAAUUUAUUAAUUCAUUUUAAAGAAUCUCAAUAAGCUGAUGAUUACUUAGAUGUCUUUUUAAUUUUAGUUUUGGAGAAAUAUUU